Dimorphilus gyrociliatus is the source of this 3512-nucleotide messenger RNA. Lineage: Eukaryota; Metazoa; Annelida; Polychaeta; Dinophilidae. The record is from the annotation of a GenBank genome assembly.
GUGCAUUUUUCAUUGCCAAGUACUGUGGUUAAUUGAUUUGAUGUCUAAAUAGCUUUUAUUUCGACAUAACAAUUAAAUUCCACCGUAAGUUUCUAAUCAUUGAUACGUUAUAACCUGUAGAGUCUAUAGUAGCUUUUAUAAGCGUCAACAAUUUUUGUAAAUGAAAUGAGUUGAAACUCAUGUGAUUUAAAAAAAUCUAACAAAAUAAAUAGUGUAAUGUAUAUGAAUGAAUUCCCAAGAAUGGCCUCGUCGAGUAGACGCCGCCAACGUACAAGUGACAAUGAUAAAGAAGAUAGUUCGUCUUCAACGAUUGAGGGAUUUCGUUUACCAAAAGCCAAUCCUGCUAAACAACAAAAGAAAAGCGAAACAAAAAGAAAAUCCGAUCAGUCACGCAAACGUAAAACGAAUACGAACGAUGUAGAAGUCAAAGAUUUCCAGCUGAGUGAUAGAUUACAGCAAGUUCGUCAAUACAUAAGACAGACAUCAAAUAUGUUACGGGUAAUGAAGUCAGCUGUUGUCAACGAAGACGAUGAACGUAUCCUUCAAGUAGAGGAAAUGCUUCAAAGAUUGAAAGAGCAGGAGAGAAAAUAUGUACAAAUGCUGUUUAUUACCAAUUCUAUGGGCGAUCAAUCGUCAGAUUUUGAAUUCGAUAGGCCCAUGAUUGAAAGUGCUCUCGGAAGACACACAGAUACCGAUUAUGAUGAUGAUGGUAUGGAAAAUGGUAUUAGCGCUCUACAAGAGCAAACUAGCUUACUUCGCCAAGUUCUCCAUAGAAGAGAGGAGUUAAGGGCUUUACAGGGGCGCCAGGCUGUAUUGCUCGCGCUUCAGGGAGAAUUAGGCCAAGGAAAUGGAGAUAUGAAUAUAGAUGCUCAGUCUUCAGACGGGACAUCGCAGUCAGACAACGAAAUAGUCUCCCCAACAAAUAAUGCCACUGCAUCGAACAGCUCAAGUUAUGCUGCCGCUGCUCGAUUAAACUAUGUUAGAAAUGUCGGUGACGUUAAAAGCGAUUUCGGUUUAGAAGAAUUGCAAAAUCAAAAAUAUCAUGUUGAAUCUCUACUUAAUCAAUUGCAAUCUCUAAAAGUAUCCCCUGAGCCAAUUGAUAUGGAACGACCACAAAACGUAAGGGCGAGUCACGGAAAGCAAAGUCAAGUACUAAGAGAACAAAGACAAAUACCAGAUCAAAGAGAAGUUCAAGCAAAAAUGAAGAAAUUAGAGGAAGUUAAAAGAAAAUUGAGCGAAUUAAAAGAUUUAGUUCAAUUUUAUCAGGCCGAAGGUGACGAUAGCUUAGCUACUAGCAAUUCUGAAAUCACCUCAACUGGGUUACAGUUCGAAAGGCUUAGGGAUGCCGAAGUAAAGCUGCAGCAAUUAAGGAUGGCCGUUGAAGAAGCUGAAGAUGGUGCUGCUGCCCAAGUAUUGAUAGAUCCUGAUGCAUUCGACGGGGAUGACGAAGAUGACGAAGAUGACGAUGACGAAAUUGAUUCAAUUGAACAAAACGGAAGAGCUGAAAUUAUGGAUCAUCAAGCACACUUAGCUUUUCUUCAGAAUCAACUGCAAUUGCUCAAUGAACACCUAGAACAAGUAGAAAGGUCUAGUCAAUCUACUGGGGUGGCUCAAACUCCUGGUUCCAUCAGUGUAACGUUCCAAGAACCUUUACCUACUGCUAGCAAUGAUGAAAUUUAUGAUAGAAUGCGACAACAAAGAAUUUUACAGGAACAAAUAAGAGAUCAAAAGAAGGCUUUCGAAGAUAUGGUUAGCAAACCGCGAAGGAUUGUCGAUUCAAGAAAUACUAGAUUAGGUCCAACAACUAAUGAUUCGGAGGUAGCCAGUGCAGCGGCAACAUCAGUUCAUAGUGCUGCGGCUGCUACCUGGGGUGGCUCAGAAAAUUCAGGCCGAAGGACAGCAGCGAGUAAUGGUUCUAUUCAUUCCGAUGACACUUUUAUAAUAGGAGGGACUUCAGGCCCAUGUAGACCACCGAAUGAUAAACAAUCAAAAAAGGAGAUAAAGGAACUUAAAAGACGGAUAGAUUCUUUAACUGAGACUGUUAGUAUUCUGCAAAGGACAAAUAACAAUACGGCUAAUGAACAAACAACAGCGACUCUGCAACAGCAACAUGUAUUGUUAGCAAUGCAACACUGUCUGGCGCAAUUGUCACAGCAACAGAGAGAUGUUACAAAAUCUCAAAGUCAUCUAAAUAAGUUAAUUAGCAAUCGAACUUCCAUAGAAAAUCAGAGUAGGACUCAAAAAACCUGGAUGAAAGAUAGAGCCACUUCUGGUAGUAAUACGGCUAUUCAAGAAAAAAUAUAUUCAGAAGUAGCAACGUUAAUAUCUUUCAACGAAAAUCGUCCACAUUUUCUCCUUGAUGCGGUCAGAUAUUUGCAACGGUUAAACACAGAUUUGCUACGUCAAAGAGCUUUAUAUAAUCUUCGAGAUGUUGUAGGAGAGAGUGAAACUUCUUCCGGAAAAUACACUCUUUCAGAAAGUGAUAGAACAUCCACUCCACCUUUUGCUCAUGACUCUCUAGGUGAAACAAUCAUAAAUAGAGAGGAAGUUGCAAAACGUGCAAGGAAUUUCAGAGCAGUAAAGACUGCAGGAUUGGAUACAAAUGCUCUUGAUAACCAAGUCAAAUGUAUCAUGCGGGAAGUUACAGGAGCAAUUCGGGCCCACGCGAAUGAUAUUUGUUCGACUAAGAUGCUGCAGUAUCUAGAACAAGUUGUUCUUCAUUCGGUUAGAAGGUACACAACAAUAGAAUCUCAUUCUAAUACUAUCGAAAAGCAGCUGAGUCGAGUACUACGUGAUUCUCUCACUAAAUACAACUCGAGAGCAGUUCAAGAAUGUUGCGAGGAACUAAUGAUUGAUAUUAGUGAAUUAUUGUUUAAUGAAUUGGCCUUUGCCAGACUUCUUCAUGGUUUGAAUGAGCCCAACAAAAGAAGCUAUACGGAAUCAACUGACGAGGUGGAUGAUGACAUUGAGAGUGAAAUCAUAGGAAGUGCCAUGGAAGAGGAAAAGCUUGAUAGCGAAGCUGAAGCAAUGGAAAGAAAGCGAGAUGAUGAGAUGGCGGAAUUGGUUGAUUCCUAUACAUCUUCUGAUGAAGACGAAGCGAUAGAAAAGAGAGAGGUUGAACUAUCCUAUGCGGAGAGAAAGCCGGUAACUCUAGAUAGUGAAGAAGACGAAGCCGAAGGUAUCGACGAGACUGCUGAGGUUAUUGAGGAAAAUGACACUGCUGUCAGAAGAGAGCAAGAAAUAGGAGAAAUAGAAAUAACAAUCGAUGACAUUCCUAAAGAGGGGUUGAAUGUGUUUGCUAUUAGUGGACUUCCCUUACCGACAACUUCUAUGCUGGCUGGUGAUGGUGACUCACUGCAGAAUCCAAUAGAACUCGUUGAACAGACAAAUUAAUUAUAUAGUUUUAAGUACUUUAGAAAGUUUCACUUUGAGAAAUACUGUUACACACCUUCUGUGAUACACUUUGUAGUGAAUUGUUCUUAUACUCAUUAUGAAUAAACACAUGAAUGCCA